GCCGCCCCCGCUGCGCCAUGUCCGGCCCCGGCGGGCCCCGCUUGCUCGGGCAGGCCGAGGCUCAAGCCAUCGACCAGGAGCUCUUCAGUGACUACGGGUUCAGCGUGGAGCAGCUGAUGGAGCUGGCGGGGCUGAGCUGCGCCACGGCCAUCGCCAAGGCCUACCCGCCCAGCUCCUUCACCACGAGCCGGCCCGCGGUGCUCGUCGUGUGCGGGCCGGGCAACAACGGCGGCGACGGCUUGGUGUGCGCCCGGCACCUCAAAAUGUUUGGCUACGAGCCGACCGUGCACUACCCCAAGCGCCCCAAUAAGCCCCUCUUCGAAGGCUUGAGCACCCAGUGCCAGAAAAUGGGCAUCUCCUUCCUGCCGGAAUUCCCUGCGGAGGCGCCGCUCAUCGACGAGCUCUACGGCCUCGUCGUGGAUGCCAUCUUCGGGUUCAGCUUCGCGGGAGCCGUGCGGGAGCCCUUCGGCACCAUCCUGGACACCCUCAAGCGCGUCACCGUCCCCAUCGCCAGCAUCGACGUCCCGUCGGGCUGGGACGUGGAGAAGGGCAGCGCGGACGGGCUGCAGCCCGACACGCUCAUCUCGCUCACGGCGCCCAAGAAGGCGGCGGCGCGGUUCCGCGGCCGCUACCACUUCCUGGGCGGCCGCUUCGUGCCCCCCGCGCUGCAGGACAAGUACGCGCUGAACCUGCCGCCGUACCCGGGCACCGACUGCGUGCAGCAGCUCACGUAGCGCC
Molecule: messenger RNA, 738 nt
Organism: Nothoprocta perdicaria
Lineage: Eukaryota; Metazoa; Chordata; Aves; Tinamiformes; Tinamidae
Gene: NAXE
Product: NAD(P)HX epimerase
Exons: 6
Coding region: 18-734 (238 amino acids)
Cellular component (GO): mitochondrion
Molecular function (GO): NAD(P)HX epimerase activity
Source: RefSeq, a predicted model, not a curated record